CGUUCAAACCCCCAUGGGGGGUGGCGGCGGGGUUGGGGUUCAGAGCGACUGAAUGUCCCCCACUUCCUGGGGUGCUCACGAGGCGUCAGACGUGAAAUUGCCGUGAAAUGGAGAGGACUAGGGGGGAUUCGGAUUCCAUUUGAGUUCAGGCAGGUCUGAACCGGCUUUUCCUGCGCCUCGGCGGGCCCGUCGAGUCAAAACAGAUGACAUCACGGCGCAGGAAGUCUGAUUGCAUACGGGAAAACCAGGGGCGAGGAAAACAUGCUUUGAUGCAAACACACCCGCACCCUGUCAUGGCAACCGAUGAAAGCGCUUAGCUUUGACUUGACACCGUUAUUGAGGUGUCGGUUUAAUAUUUUGAUAUUGUGAUGGUGCACGACUGAUUAGCACAUUUGGGAGAAUUCCAAAAACAUGCACGGUGGGUUAAUUGAAGAGUCUAAAGUGGCCGUCGGUGUGAAUGCGAGGGCAAAUAGUGGUUUAUUAUGUGCGCUGCGAUUAGUUGGCGACCAGUCCGGGGUGUAUCCUGCCUCUCGCCCCAAUAUAGCUGGGGAAAGGCGACCCGAGGGAGCAGUUCAGAAAAUGGAUGGUUGGAUUGUGUUUACAUUUGGACAUUUUAGCAUAGAAAAGAAGUGGAAAAGGUUUUUUUUUUCUUUCGUCUCUCGAGCCAAUGCAAUUUAUAGGUGGAUCCUGCCCCCUGGUGGACAAAUGCAGCGUUGACCGUGUGAUUGUAAUGAAAGCACAUUGUAGUUCACACUUGAGAAACACAAAUCCCGGAAAAUUGGAAAGUUUUCAUUUUAUUUUUUUAAAGUAGGUAGUUAAAAUUUACUGACCGAAAAUAUGCAUACGCAAUUUAUCACAAUAUGCUAUGGAUCACAUGUUAUGUUCACAUUGAAAUGUUAAACUGAAAUACAGCUCUUGAAAAUGUGAUCUCUUUGAAAUAAUGUGAUUUUUACAGCAUAACAUUUUCAGUGGUAUUUUUAAUUGAAAUCUUGGUGGCACAUAUUUACUUCCAUUAUGUAUUAACUAAUUGUUAAGUAAUUUAAAUUUUAGAUAAAUGUAAAUGAGAUUAAAAAUGAGACUGAACAAUUGAAAAAUAUUUUUUAUGAUCAAAUAAGCAGUUUUGUCACAAAAUACUAUAAUUACACAAUAAAAGCGAAAGGUUUUCGUAAAUAGAGGUGGUAUUGCAUGGAAGCCUCUGUGAAAUCAGAAGAUCAAUUUGAAUAAUCUAUAUGGUGCAUUAAAAAAUAUUAUGAUUCUAGUUGGAAUAUGCAUAUUUUCCCGAGUGUCUCUUGUAUUUGGGGUAGUAUUUAAUACAAAAAUGACUUAAUUACACUGACUCAUGUCCGACCAAUCACCCAUUUGUAACGUUUUGUAUUGGAUUUUUUUUUUUGCAAAUGCAUUCAGCUUCGGUGGGAAAAUAAUUUUCCAUUGAACCUCAUGCAUUAGCACCAAGGUUGGUAAAGACCAAUCACGAUUGCCUUUGCAUCUGCGAGUUGUGACGAGUAACAGUAAUAAAUAUGUUUGACUUUCGUGUAAUUCCAUUUGAAAUAUACAAAAAUAAAAUAUAAAUAUAUAUAACUGAUUGAGAUAAGAGUAAUAAUUUAGCCGCCCGAACAGUUUACAUUUGACGCAUGACUAACGUGGCGUCAUUUUUAAGCGACGUCGCCCUGAAAUGACGUCAUAUGGUGCGAUCCAAUCAGCGUCUUCGUUUUUGAGCACCAAGCAGGAUGUUGCUCCAAAAGUGUCUCUGAAGAAGUCUCUAAAAAUUCCCCGGGUUUUACUGUUCCGUCUGAAAGGUCAUCAGCAACAUGGGUCCUCCGGUGAGAGGGUUCAACCAGCGCGACUGAGGAAAGUCAAGACCCCGUACCAAAAACGUCAAAAUGAAGUUCAGCCCGAUGGGCGUUCUUCUGUUUCGACGAGAGCGGCAGCAAAGAGGCAAAGCCAGCGCGCCGCCAACUCUGGUGAAAAGUCAGACAAGGAGAGCGCCAGACCAUCUCGAGGUAAACCCAAAAUGAACGUGUGCAACACUCCGCCGUUGAAGAAGUCAGGGGGAAAACCUGCUGUGACUAAAUUUUCCACCGUCAAGUCAGGAGCGGCGUCCGAUGAGAAUACAAUGCCAAAUCAAAGAAGACCCCAAAAGCUUCCCGUGCAGGAGUCCAAAAAGAAGGCGCUUAACGGGCCUCAGUUAAGGAGGUCAGGGAGAAAUCGUACUUCUCAGUUUUCCCCUGUUCAUGAGAAAUUAUCAGCGGCGAACUCACUGGAGGAGGAGGCGGCGGCAGCGGCGGCGGUCCCUUCUACAAAGAGGAAUAAACAUAGUGAAAGGAGGCCCAUGCAGAAAGGCGGGAGACUCGAACCAUUGAUGCCCGUGAAGACUCACGCCAUAUUGAAGCAGAAUUCCAGUCGAGAAUGCACCGUGUCGCCUCACGGGGUGGACGAAGGCGACUGGGCGCAGGACGAGCUGGCAAAACUACAGCGGGCUGUUGCCAUGUAUCCUUUGAGCAUGCCGUUGUACUGGACAAAGGUGGCCAAGAUGGUCGGCACGCGCUCUGCGCAGGAAUGCCACGACAGGGACCCGAGGGUGCAGGACUUCCAGACUCCUGCGAAGAGCAGCUGGAAAAACCAAAAUAAAAAGGCAGAGGCGCCGGAUGCCACAGAUCUUCCCGUCAUCUCGGCAGGCGUUAGAACCUUGAAGAGAAAGCAGCAGGUGCGUCGGUUCCUGGAGGCCAUGCCAAGAGAGGACACAAACGACGCCUUCAGCGCAACGCAGAAAGAUCGCUUCGAGAUCUCCUCCAUGAGUCUGUCCGGAGACCAGGACUUCAUAAUGGCCGACCCGGAGCCCACAACGACGGCUUCACCGCUUUUCUCUCCAGUGAAGUGUCUGUAUACCAGUCCAGGAAUGGUGGAUUCUCCGAACAGGAUCAACGAGGACAGGUUUGUCUCUCAACUCCAGCAGCGACUGUGGAAGCAAAAGCAGGUCAAAGGCCGCGGACCAGUUUCAGCGAAGAACUGCGUGGCCGCACCAUCAGUCAAAGGGACCAGGACGCAAUUUGAAAAGUCAGGAAACAAUUCCCUGGCCGUUUGGGAGAUGUUUCCAGAGAAAGCUGCCGCGUCGUCCGACAGCGGGGAAGAAGAGGAUUUUUAUUUUUCUGACAAUGACUGAUAGUACUUUUACUAGUAUAAUAUUAAUUAAGCACUAAUAGCCGUUCCCUACGUUUGACUUGAAUUGGUUGAUUUAGUUUACUUUUCGUUUACGGUUGUAAGUGAAAUGCAGUCUUAGGUUCCGUGAAGACUAUUAUAAAGUCAAAAUUAUCAGCACAGCGAGUAUGAAUGAUUGUGUCCUUUGAUUGGGUGCGACCAAUCAAGGUCAGGGUCAUAGGUUGUGGCUGUGUUGCUCUCAAAAAUAAAGUUUAUCUAUUCCAACUCCUCAAGUCAAUUGUAACGUUUUCGCUCUGUCCAACUCUAACUGGAAGCAUUUUGCUUAACCAUAUAAGGCCCAAUCACGUCAGUGUAUACUGGUGGCGGACAGCAGAGGGCGCUCUAGUUCCUUCUUAAAACCUGAAAAGGGUUCACUUGCUCGUAGCCCCUCCCCUCCGUGUCAAAAUGCUAUCAAUAUUAUUUGAAAACUGGAAAAAAAAAACAAGUUCUACAAACUGAGGAAGUUGAAACUAAACAAAGUGCUGUGACUCGAGGGAAAAAAAGACAGAAACAGCGCCGUCACCCCAUAAAUGAAGAAUUUCAACCAGUAUGACAGGCGGAUGUUUAAAAAAAAAAAUGUACACACAAUGUAGAGUGGGAAAAAUCGGGGGGGGGAGAAUGCAGUUGCAUAAGUGUCCACACCUUAACCCUAGAGAACCCAAAGGGUCAGUUACCACAUCCAUCCUUCCAUUUUCUUUGCCGCUUAUCCUCACGAGGGUCGCGGGGAUUUGCUGGAGCCUUUCCCAGCUAUCAACGGGCAGGAGGUACCCCGUGCCCUACACCCUGAACUGGUUGCCAGCCAAUCACAGGGCAAACACUCACAAUCAAGUGUUGCAUGUUUUUGGGAUGUGGGAGGAAACCGGAGUGCCCGGAGAAAACCCCACACAGGCACGGAGAGAACAUGCAAACUCCUCACGGGCGGGGCCGGGAUCGAACCCGGAUCCUCAGAACUGUGAGGCCAACGCUUUUCCAGCUGAUCCACUGUGCCGCCCAGUUCAUGCAAAAAUUUUUAAAAGAGGGUUUGGAUGUCUUGGGUUCUCAAGGGUUUACCAGCUGAACCACCGUGCCGCCUUGAUGAGCGGAUGUUAAAAAAAACAAAAGUCUACACACCCCUGUUCAAAUACACCAGAGCGGGAGAGAUGGGAGGUAAAAAAAAGAGGAAAAUACAGUUGCAUAAGUGUGCACACCUUAACCCUCGAGAACCCAUGGGGUCAGUUCGUACAUCCAGCUGUCCAUUUUCAUUGCCGCUUAUCCUCACGAGGGUUUCAGGGAGUGCUGGAGCCUAUCCCAGGUGUCAAGGGGCAGGAGGUACAGAGUACACCCUGAACUCGUCACCAGCCAUUUGCAGGGCAAACAGUCGCACUCACAAUCACACCAAAGGGCAAUUUAGAGUCUCCAAUUAAUGUUGCAUGUUUUUGGGAUGUGGGAGGAAACCGGAGUAACCCGGAGAAAACCACACACGGGCACGGAAAGAACAUGCAAACUCCACACAGGUGGGGCCAGAAUCGAACCCGGGUCCUCAGAACUGUCAGGCUAAUGCUUUACCAGCUGAUCCGCCGUGCCGCUCGGUUUGUCCGUAAAAUUUUAGAAGAGGAUUUGAAUGUCUUGGGUUCUCUAGGGUUAAUGACUAGAACGGUGUUCAGAAUUGUACAUCCAUCCAUUUUCUGCACUUCUCAUUUCAACGCUGGAAUCGCUUCCGUCAGCCGUUUGCCCUCCGAAAUGCAACCAGCGGCGGCACUCGAGUUGAGAAAUAACAGAAGACGGGUUACUUUUGAUCCGGGUUCACGGCGGAAAGGUAACGCAUGCGUGCGUUGGUGCGCGCCCGGCGCCUCCCUCGAACCCCUCGGGGGGUUGUGUACGGACUUGUAACGGCGACAUUCCUCCGCUCAGCUGCUUCUGAACGCCGCAUUCCAGAAAGCGAGAGAGAGGCAGGAUGAAGGGAUGGGAGGGGAAAGACAAGCGCGUGUGUGUGUAAGGGAGAAAGUGACGAGGGGAUGUUGUCAUAGCUAACUGUUGCGGGGCCCCCUCGGCGCCACUGCGAGGUCAAAUACAGUCAAGAGAAGGAAGCGGGUUUUGAACUCCGGAGACCACUUUGGUGCAGGAUUCCCAUGCGAAAACACACACUCCACUCAAAUGUGGGAGAAAAGACACUUCUUCGCAGAGUUACGUGUGAAACGAGGGGGUUGGUCACAGAAAAUAAAUUCUCAUGAUGUCAUAUGUCAGAAAAACAUUUUUAUUGAGGAUUAACGUGUGUUUUUUUUGCUGGCGCGGAAACAACACGCCCUCCCUCAGUCCAAAUUCUGACACAGAUACUUUGCUGUCGUCAUGGGGUGGGCCAGGAACAAAAAAAAAAAAAGAUAAUCACGUGGGGGUGAAUGAUGAAUAGUAGUUUAUUAACAAUUUUCGAAAUUUCCACUGAGGAAAAAUAUUUGCCAUCAAGUCAACAUAAAGAAUAUAAAAAAAAAAUAAUAAAAAAAAAUAAAAAGGGAAAAUAAAUAAAUGGAAAAAUAGCAAAAUAAAUAGAUAAAAAAUUAAGAAUGACCGAAUGUGCACACGUUACUUCCGGAAAUUUGUUGGACAGUAAUCCAUAGUACACAUAGAGAGUAUGACCCGUUAAUCUGCAAGUCAACGUAACUGUCACGUCCCAUCGGAAACGAGAGUUAGGACCCAAAUGCAGGAACUCGGAAGACGCAAGGUAGUUCAAGAAGAGACACGUUUAUUGUGUGCAGAGGUCGGGGAUCGAGCAGGCAGUCCGGUGCAGCAGCGGUAGUUGGGACGUCGGGCGAAGAGAGCAGAUGAGCGCAGGUGUGUGCCUCCCAAUUAGGGCACCCGCACAGCUCGUGCUGAAGCGGCAGGAUCAUGACAGUAACAAAGAAUAAAAAAAAAAAUAGAUUCAAGAAA
This is a messenger RNA of Syngnathoides biaculeatus (alligator pipefish), 6096 nucleotides long. RefSeq names its product mis18-binding protein 1-like. The record is from RefSeq and is a predicted model, not a curated record. The transcript is spliced from 9 exons. Bases 1673 to 3160 code for a protein of 495 amino acids. Lineage: Eukaryota; Metazoa; Chordata; Actinopteri; Syngnathiformes; Syngnathidae.